UGUCCGGUCACCCUCCACGCUCCAAUAUAUACCAGCAAGGUAGAGUCAUCCAUCCAGGGGGUGUAUUUAACAACAAUCCUGAACUCCUCGCUGCUUCACGCCUACGCCGACGAACCCAACUUCUCGCCGGAGACAUUAGAGACCUAUUGGAUCUAGAGAGAGAGAGAGAGAGAGCGCAUCGAAUGUUGCAGGAGGCGAAGAGAUCGGGGCUGCCGAUCAGUAGAUCUGCAGCAGGAUCUCGCAGGCGGCAGAUCCAGAAGACGUUCAACAACAUCAAAAUCACGAUCCUAUGCGGCUUCGUCACCAUCCUUGUGCUGCGAGGCACCAUCGGCGUCGGAAACCUAGGCGGAGUUUCAGACGCUGACGCCGACCAGAGGGUCGUCGAGGACAUCGAGCGCAUUCUGCGUGAGAUCCGCUCCGAUUCUGAACCAGAUGAGGUUGUUGAUAUUCAGUUCUCCAUUGAUGCAGCUGUUAACAUCACCACAGCCGAUAACGUCACACUUGCUGGAGCGGACGCUGCGGCCUAUGUUGCGGGUAAGAGCUAUAAGUUGGGUCCUAAGAUCUCUGAUUGGGAUCAGCUGCGAAAGCAGUGGCUGGUCGCGAAUCCUGGAUUUCCUAAUCGAAUUGCUGGAGGGAAGCCGAAGAUUUUGCUCGUUACAGGAUCACCGCCCAAUCCUUGCGAUAACCCUAUUGGUGACCAUUAUCUUCUCAAGGCGACCAAGAAUAAGAUCGACUAUUGCCGUAUUCACGGGAUUGAGAUCAUCCACAACAUGGCUCACCUCGAUCGCGAGCUCGCCGGUUAUUGGGCCAAGCUCCCGUUGAUUCGUCGCUUGAUGCUCUCGCACCCGGAGGUGGAGUGGAUCUGGUGGAUGGACAGUGACGCGCUUUUCACCGACAUGGCCUUUGAGAUACCGGUAAGCAAGUACGAGGGCUAUAAUCUUGUUAUCCAUGGCUACCCUGACCUCCUCUUCGAUCAGCAUUCUUGGAUCGCGCUCAAUACUGGGAGUUUCCUUUUCCGGAAUUGUCAAUGGUCGCUAGAUUUGCUGGAUACCUGGGCGCCUAUGGGUCCGAAGGGACCAGUGAGGGAUGAGGCUGGUCGGAUUCUUACUGCCAGUUUGAAAGGGCGGCCAGCCUUCGAGGCUGAUGACCAGUCUGCACUUAUCUAUCUUCUUCUCUCUCAGCAGGACACAUGGGGUACUAAAGUUUUCAUAGAAAAUUCUUAUUACCUGCAUGGAUUCUGGGCUGGACUGGUGGAUAAGUAUGAGGAAAUGAUGGAAAAGCAUCAUCCAGGUUUGGGUGAUGAAAGAUGGCCUUUUGUGACCCAUUUUGUGGGAUGCAAGCCCUGUGGUAGCUAUGGGGAUUAUCCGGUAGAGAGAUGCAUCAGCAGCAUGGAAAGGGCAUUCAAUUUUGCUGAUAAUCAGGUUCUUCAGAUGUAUGGUUUUGCACAUAGCGCUCUGUCAAGUCCAAAGAUAAAGAGGAUCAGGAAUGAAACAUCUACGCCUUUGGAGGCCAAAGAAUAAUAUAACCGUCGGGCUAAAGUAAAAAGUGGAUGACCUGGAGUGGAAGGUUUGAAUUAUAAUUUCAUUGCCAUUAAGAGGUCAGUUCCAUGGCCUUUGUUGUGUUAUAUGAGAAUUAACUUUCUGGAAUUUGUAAUUUAAGUUCAAGGCCUUCACUUUUUUUUGUUUCUUUUGAUAGCAUUCAGUGUUGCAUUUUUUUAAUCUUAGUUAGUGCACA
Phalaenopsis equestris is the source of this 1734-nucleotide messenger RNA. RefSeq names its product probable glycosyltransferase 2. Lineage: Eukaryota; Viridiplantae; Streptophyta; Magnoliopsida; Asparagales; Orchidaceae. The record is from RefSeq and is a predicted model, not a curated record. Gene Ontology annotation, biological process: xyloglucan biosynthetic process. The transcript has a single exon. Gene Ontology annotation, cellular component: membrane; endosome; trans-Golgi network. The coding region runs from base 183 to 1520 and encodes 445 amino acids. Gene Ontology annotation, molecular function: hexosyltransferase activity.